AUGAAGCUCAAUUUCUUUGCCUUACCCCUCGCGAUAUUGCUAGCUUUCACUGCCCGGGAGGCAGUAGCAAGCGAGCGCAAGAUCACAUCUACCGGCUUCCAGCAAGUCUCCCGCGACUCACCCCAUUUGAUGGCAAGAGACACACCCAUAGACCGCAGAAGCAAGCUUCGCUGGUUCAGAAAACUCAGGUUGAGAAGGAAGGCAAAGGCCUGCAUCGCGUGUGGCAAGCCGCGAACAGCCUUGCCGUCCAGACAAUCUUCGCCUGAACGGCACCCUGUGCAGCAGCAAGCCAGCGAUCAUUCGACAGCAACGUACAGUGGGGCUGGUUCUUCACUUCCUCUAGUUUCUCAAGACAAGUCUCUAUUCUCAAAAGAGCAGACAUCUCCGUCUCCAGCUGGAGGCCCAGCCGGUAGAAUGGAAUUCGAGAAGUACUCCUUGGAGACCAGAUCACCUUGCAAGUGGCUCAAAGACAAACUCAAGGGCUGCUUUCGACCGCCACCUCCACGUGGAAGGGGCAGGGUGGUCGUCAACAACUAUCGAACUCAAGAGCUGAUGGUGCUAUCUCAGCAAGCUCAUGAUCGAGAUCACGGUACCAUCGGCAUCGGCGGAGUCCAACGAGCAUGGAAGUGCAAGUCCAGAGGCACUUGCGUACACGCGUACAGUCAGCAGUUUGAGCCCCCUCCCCCACAAGCGGACGAAGACGAGUGA
Molecule: messenger RNA, 708 nt
Organism: Microstroma glucosiphilum
Lineage: Eukaryota; Fungi; Basidiomycota; Exobasidiomycetes; Microstromatales; Microstromataceae
Exons: 3
Coding region: 1-708 (235 amino acids)
Source: RefSeq, a predicted model, not a curated record